Molecule: messenger RNA, 432 nt
Organism: Durusdinium trenchii
Lineage: Eukaryota; Dinophyceae; Suessiales; Symbiodiniaceae
Source: the annotation of a GenBank genome assembly
AUGGCGCUGAGGCACCAGGUCAUGAACCAUUUGAACGCAGAAGAUCCUGGGCAGUUUGGCAAAAUGAUGGAUGUCUUGCGCUGGCUGAGCCCGCAAAUCGUACCACACCUGGUUGCCUGGUUGCAUUUGCAGCGCCCUUUGAGUUCCUCCUUGCGUCCGAAGGUGGAGUUGAUGCGCCGGCUCUCUGAUUCUGCUCGAGUACGUUUAGCAGCCAAAACAGCCUUGGGCGACAAAGGCUAUGCCACCGUCGGCCGUGUGGAGGAGCUUGCCAAACUACGUGCUGCCCUGCUGCGUGAUGUGCAAGCAGCCCCAGCUGCUGAGAAGAAGGUGCUGCUGAGGUACCGCGAUCAGGUUAGGGAGAAGCUCCUUCAGCUUGGGAAGCAGAGUGAAGGACACGUGUUGUAUGCAGUGAAGCGGGCCUUGAGACACUGA